Messenger RNA from Chrysochloris asiatica (Cape golden mole), 1684 nucleotides. It is a transcript of the gene SLC2A2, whose product is annotated as solute carrier family 2 (facilitated glucose transporter), member 2. The transcript has 11 exons. Bases 1 to 1578 code for a protein of 525 amino acids. Gene Ontology annotation, biological process: D-glucose transmembrane transport. NCBI's taxonomy places the organism in Eukaryota, Metazoa, Chordata, Mammalia, Afrosoricida, Chrysochloridae. The record is from RefSeq and is a predicted model, not a curated record. Gene Ontology annotation, cellular component: membrane; brush border.
AUGACAGACGAUAAGGUCACUGGGACCUUGGUUUUCACUGUCUUCACUGCCGUGCUAGGCUCCUUCCAGUUUGGAUAUGACAUUGGUGUAAUCAAUGCACCUCAACAGAUUAUAAUUUCCCAUUAUAGACUCGUGUUGGGUGUUCCACUGGAUGAACGAAAAGCUAUCAACAGCUAUGUUAUCAACAGUACACACGAAAUGCCCACAAUCUCAUACCCAGUGAUCCCAACACCAACCCCUUUUGUUGAGGACGAAAGUGUGGCAUCUGCUGGCAUGAUCACCAUGCUCUGGUCCCUGUCUGUGUCCAGCUUUGCUGUUGGUGGAAUGAUAGCGUCAUUCUUUGGUGGGUGGCUUGGAGACCAACUUGGAAGAAUCAAAGCAAUGAUGGCAGCAAACAUUCUCUCGUUGCUUGGAGCUCUAUUGAUGGGGUUUUCAAAAUUGGGGCCAUCCCAUAUUCUUAUAAUUUCAGGAAGAAGCAUAUCAGGUCUCUAUUGUGGGCUGAUUUCAGGGCUGGUUCCAAUGUACAUUGGUGAGAUUGCUCCAACCACGCUUAGAGGUGCUCUGGGUACACUUCACCAGCUGGCCAUCGUCACGGGUAUUCUUGUUAGUCAGAUUGUUGGCCUUGAUUUUAUCCUGGGCAAUCCUGAUCUGUGGCACAUAAUGCUGGGCCUGCCUGCGGGGCGAGCCUUAUUCCAGACUGUGCUGCUCUUUUUCUGUCCCGAAAGCCCUAGGUACCUUUACAUCAAGUUAGAAGAGGAAGCCAAAGCAAAGAAAAGCUUGAAAAGACUCAGAGGAUGUAGUGAUGUUUCCAAAGACAUGGCUGAGAUAAGAAAAGAAAAGGAAGAAGUAUCAAGUGAGCAGAAGGUCUCCAUAAUCCAGCUCUUCAGCAAUUCCAGCUACCGAAAACCCAUUCUAGUAUCCCUGAUGCUGCAUAUGGCCCAGCAGUUUUCUGGGAUAAAUGCGAUCUUUUAUUACUCAACAAGCAUUUUUGAGUCAGCUGGAGUCAGCCAACCUGUUUAUGCAACCAUUGGAGUUGGUGCUGUCAACACAAUUUUCACUGCUGUCUCUGUAUUCCUUGUGGAGAAGGCAGGGAGGCGCUCUCUGUUUCUAAUCGGAAUGAGUGGGAUGUUUUUUUGUGCCAUCUUCAUGUCCGUGGGACUUGUGUUCCUGGAGAAAUUGGAGUGGAUGAGUUACGUGAGCAUGAUAGCCAUCUUCCUCUUCGUCAGUUUCUUUGAAAUUGGCCCUGGCCCCAUUCCUUGGUUCAUGGUGGCCGAGUUUUUCAGUCAAGGGCCGCGUCCUGCUGCGUUAGCACUAGCUGCAUUUAGCAAUUGGGUCUGCAAUUUCAUCGUCGCUGUAUGUUUCCAGUACAUUGCGGAUUUCUGUGGACCUUAUGUGUUUUUCCUCUUUGCUGGAAUAGUCCUGCUCUUCACUCUGUUUACGUUCUUUAAAGUUCCGGAAACCAAAGGAAAAUCCUUUGAAGAAAUUGCGGCAGAAUUCCGAAAGAAGAAGGGUGGUUCAUCCCCAGGGCCAAAAGCUGCUGUAGAAAUGGAAUUCCUUGGACCUUCAGACACUGUGUGAACACAAACUGCUUUUUGUCAUGAACUGAAGCAGGAAGGAAACCACAAGUUUCCAUAUUGUUCCUUAAGAAUGUUAUUUCUACAUUUCUAAGUAUUAUAUUAUUUUU